Molecule: messenger RNA, 3752 nt
Organism: Peromyscus californicus insignis
Lineage: Eukaryota; Metazoa; Chordata; Mammalia; Rodentia; Cricetidae
Gene: Vldlr
Product: very low density lipoprotein receptor
Exons: 18
Coding region: 603-3140 (845 amino acids)
Molecular function (GO): calcium ion binding; protein binding
Source: RefSeq, a predicted model, not a curated record
AAGCAGCCGGGCCCCUGGAGCCGUCCGGAUGGCGGCUGCAACAGCCUCAACCACUGCCACUCACGCACGCACGCUGCCACUUGCCCCCGCACCCUCCGCACCGCACGCGGGAGAGCGGCGCGUGCAGGAGCUGCUGGGCUGAGCUCCCCCGCUGGGGUCCCCGCGCGGCUCGACCGCGCUCUUGCCGCCACCCGAGUGGGUGCCCCCGACCGUUCGCCUCGGCUGUCCCUGGCGAACCGGCUCCCCGCCCCCUCCUCCCGCGCCGUCCCCUCCCCUCUCCCUCCCCUCCCUCUGCAACGCCUGCAUUAUUUUCCGCCCGCAGGGUCCGCGCGCACACCGCGGCCUCGGCGGGGGAGGUGACCGGGUGGGUGGCUGGGUGGGUGGCUGGCUGGCGGGGAGUAGAGCGUGCAAGUUGCAGGGAAGGGGUGCCCGCUCCUUCCGCGCUCUCCGUGCUCCCGGCUCCUCACUCCUUCCCCCCUCCUCCUCGCCUCCUCCCUCCCCGCCCCCACCUCCUUCCUCCUCUCCGAAGGGCUGGUAACUUGUUGUGCGGAGCGAACGGCGACAACGACGGCGGCGGCGGCGGCACCAUCCGGGCGGGCAGCAUGGGCACGUCCGCGCGCUGGGCGCUGUGGCUGCUGCUCGCGUUGUGCUGGGCGCCCCGGGACAGCGGCGCCAAUGCAAGCGGGAAAAAGGCCAAAUGUGAUACUUCCCAAUUCCAGUGCACCAAUGGCCGCUGCAUUACUCUGCUGUGGAAAUGCGAUGGAGAUGAAGACUGUGUUGAUGGCAGCGACGAGAAGAACUGUGUAAAGAAGACAUGUGCUGAGUCUGACUUCGUGUGCAAAAACGGCCAGUGUGUUCCUAACAGAUGGCAGUGUGAUGGGGACCCUGAUUGUGAAGAUGGUUCUGAUGAAAGCCCGGAACAGUGCCAUAUGAGAACAUGCCGCAUAAAUGAAAUCAGCUGUGGCGCCCGUUCUACUCAGUGUAUCCCAGUGUCCUGGAGAUGCGAUGGGGAGAGUGAUUGUGACAAUGGAGAAGAUGAAGAAAACUGUGGCAACAUAACAUGCAGUGCUGAUGAGUUUACUUGCUCCAGUGGCCGCUGUGUCUCCAGGAACUUUGUGUGUAAUGGCCAGGACGACUGUGAUGAUGGCAGUGAUGAGCUGGAUUGUGCCCCACCGACCUGCGGGGCUCAUGAGUUCCAGUGCAGCACCUCUUCCUGCAUCCCCCUCAGCUGGGUGUGUGAUGAUGAUGCAGAUUGUUCUGACCAGUCAGACGAGUCUCUUGAACAGUGUGGUCGUCAGCCAGUGAUACAUACCAAAUGUCCCGCCAGCGAGAUCCAGUGUGGCUCUGGCGAGUGCAUUCACAAAAAGUGGCGGUGUGAUGGAGACCCUGACUGCAAGGAUGGCAGUGAUGAGGUCAACUGCCCUUCUCGAACCUGCCGACCUGACCAGUUUGAGUGUGAAGACGGUAGCUGCAUCCAUGGCAGCAGGCAGUGCAAUGGCAUCCGAGACUGUGUUGAUGGCUCUGAUGAAGUCAACUGCAAAAACGUCAAUCAGUGCUUGGGCCCUGGAAAGUUCAAGUGCAGAAGUGGGGAAUGUAUAGACAUCAGCAAAGUGUGUGACCAGGAGCAGGACUGCAGAGACUGGAGUGAUGAGCCCCUGAAGGAAUGCAAUAUCAAUGAAUGCUUGAUCAAUAACGGUGGCUGUUCCCAUAUCUGCAAAGACCUAGUUAUAGGCUAUGAAUGUGACUGCGCAGCUGGGUUUGAACUGAUAGAUAGGAAAACCUGUGGAGAUAUUGAUGAAUGCCAAAAUCCGGGGAUCUGCAGUCAAAUUUGUAUCAACUUAAAAGGCGGUUACAAGUGUGAAUGUAGUCGUGGCUAUCAAAUGGAUCUUGCCACUGGCGUGUGCAAGGCAGUAGGCAGAGAGCCAAGUCUGAUCUUCACUAAUCGAAGAGACAUCAGGAAGAUUGGCCUAGAGAGGAAGGAAUACAUCCAACUUGUAGAACAACUAAGAAACACGGUGGCUCUCGAUGCUGACAUUGCAGCUCAGAAGCUAUUUUGGGCUGAUCUAAGCCAAAAGGCCAUCUUCAGUGCCUCAAUUGAUGACAAAGUUGGUAGACAUUUUAAAAUGAUCGACAAUGUCUAUAAUCCUGCAGCCAUUGCUGUUGAUUGGGUGUACAAGACCAUCUACUGGACUGAUGCGGCUUCUAAGACUAUUUCAGUAGCUACCCUAGACGGAGCCAAGAGGAAGUUCCUGUUUAAUUCUGACUUGCGAGAGCCUGCCUCCAUAGCCGUGGACCCGUUGUCUGGCUUUGUUUACUGGUCAGACUGGGGCGAGCCAGCUAAAAUAGAAAAAGCAGGGAUGAAUGGAUUUGAUAGGCGUCCACUGGUGACCGAGGACAUCCAAUGGCCUAAUGGAAUUACACUUGACCUCGUCAAAAGCCGUCUCUACUGGCUUGAUUCCAAGCUGCACAUGCUGUCUAGUGUGGACUUGGAUGGCCAAGAUCGCAGGAUAGUGCUCAAGUCUCUGGAGUUCCUAGCUCAUCCACUUGCACUCACAAUAUUUGAGGAUCGUGUCUACUGGAUAGAUGGAGAAAAUGAAGCAGUGUAUGGUGCCAAUAAGUUCACUGGGUCAGAGCUGGCUACUCUAGUCAAUAACCUCAAUGAUGCCCAAGACAUCAUUGUCUACCAUGAACUCGUUCAGCCACCAGGUAAAAAUUGGUGUGAAGAAGAUAUGGAGAAUGGAGGAUGUGAAUACCUCUGCCUGCCAGCACCACAGAUUAGUGACCACUCUCCAAAAUAUACCUGUUCCUGUCCCAAUGGGUUCAGUCUCGAGGAGAAUGGACGAGCGUGUCAAAGGAUCAACGUGACUACAGCAGUAUCAGAGGUCAGUGUUCCCCCAAAAGGAACUUCAGCUGCUUGGGCCAUCCUUCCUCUCUUGCUCUUGGUAAUGGCAGCAGUAGGUGGCUACUUGAUGUGGCGGAAUUGGCAACAUAAAAACAUGAAAAGCAUGAACUUCGAUAAUCCUGUGUACUUAAAGACCACUGAAGAGGACCUCUCAAUAGACAUUGGUAGACACAGUGCUUCUGUGGGACACACGUACCCAGCAAUAUCAGUUGUAAGCACAGAUGAUGAUCUGGCUUGACCUCUGAAUAAGUCUUGACCUCUGAGGUCUAAGCCAACAACACUCCACUCCAGAAUGGUAACCGAGUCAGCGCUGAAGUCUCCUUUCUUCCUCCCAUCUGGAAGAACAUCAAGAUAUCUUUCCACGGAUCAAGUUUGUGUACUUGACCAUUUUUAUAUUACUUUUGUAAAUAUUCUUGGUCACAUUCUACUUCAGCUUUGGAUGUGGUUACCAAGAAUCUGUAACCCUUGGAUCUCUAGACAGUAUUGCCAUCUCUGGCCAAAUAUGCACUUUCCCUAGAAAGCCAUAGUCCAGCAAUGAACCUUGUGCUAUAGUGACUCCCACCUGUACAUACAUUGUAUAGGCCACCUGUACAUAUCCCAGAGAACAAUCACUAUUCUUAAGCACUUUGAAGAUAUUUCUAUGUAAAUUAUUGUAAACUUUUUCAAUGGUUGGGACAAUGGCAAUAGGAUAAAACGGGUUACUAAGAUGAAAUUGCCAAAAAAAAAAUUUGUAAACUAAUUUUGUACGUAUGAAUGAAAUCUUUGACCUCUGUGGAGGUUUGCAAAGACUGACUUCAAACUACUGUACAUUUUUUUUCAAGUGCUAAAAAAAUUAAACCACACAGCUUAA